AUGGCACGCAGCAGGACCCCCCUCCGCAUCCUCUGCUUCGGCGACUCGCUCACCUCGGGCUACCACAACUACGGCCUCGGCGAGCACCCCUACUCGGACGCCCUGCUCGACCGCCUCGCCGCCGUCCUGCCCGACGACAGCUACGACCUCGAGGCCUUGGCCGAUGGCGAGCCCGGCGACGUCGCCUCCCGCCCCGCCUUCCAGCGCCGUUUGCGCGAGCAGCUCGAGGAGCGCUCGUUCGACUGGGUCAUCGUGCUCGGCGGAACAAACGACCUGGCCUACUCGAUCUCGCCCCAUGCCAUCUUCAACGCCCUCAAGACCUGCUGGGACUUGGCCCUCGCCAACGGCUCCAAGGUCCUGGCCCUGACUGUCCCCGAGUGCGCCGCCAAGUCGGCGUCGCUCGACGCUACCAGGCGCGGCCUCAACGCCAGUAUCUUGAACUACAAGCAGACAAAUUUCUACGCCCUUGACCUCUUCGCCAAGAUACCCUACCAUUCGCUCCUGGAGCAGGACCGCGACGCCUUCUGGGACGACGGCCUGCAUCUCACGGCCGACGGCUACGACUGGAUGGGCCGUCACAUUGCCGACGGGCUUUUGGCCAUCCUCAAGCAGCACGAUCAGCCCGAGGCGGCCAAGCCAGCAACCCGCAAGCGCCGCACCAAGAGCGACGGCGACGGCCAGGCAUUCGACGAGGAGACGGGCAGCCCCGACGUCAUUAGCCAAGGCUACGUUGUGGUCAGGAGACGCGACUUGGACUGA
This is a messenger RNA of Hirsutella rhossiliensis, 759 nucleotides long. Its product is annotated as GDSL-like lipase/Acylhydrolase family domain-containing protein. Gene Ontology annotation, molecular function: phosphatidylcholine lysophospholipase A1 activity. NCBI's taxonomy places the organism in Eukaryota, Fungi, Ascomycota, Sordariomycetes, Hypocreales, Ophiocordycipitaceae. The coding region runs from base 1 to 759 and encodes 252 amino acids. The record is from RefSeq and is a predicted model, not a curated record. The transcript is spliced from 4 exons.